Molecule: messenger RNA, 709 nt
Organism: Ophidiomyces ophidiicola
Lineage: Eukaryota; Fungi; Ascomycota; Eurotiomycetes; Onygenales; Onygenaceae
Exons: 2
Source: RefSeq, a predicted model, not a curated record
AUGAUUUUGGAAGAAUUUGAUAUGGGCUUUGGGUAUCGUGGAUACUGGGAAAUGGAAGGGGUUCUGCCAGGCAAUAGCAAUACUUUGAUUGAAGCUCUCCGGGAAUUCUAUGCUCCAGCGUCCAUGAAAGCAACUCUCCAACGACAACCGAAUUCUCAGCCCAAUGGCUUAGAAAAUGCCAUCCGCACCGAACCUGAGUCGUUCUGGAGGCCAGGAGGCGAACUUGGGUUAGCUGUUUCAAUUACAGCCUCAGACUGUGCCAUGUAUGCUCAUAUGGCUGUACAGGACAUGGGCCGUUGUUGGGACAGACGAUGCAGGGAGGCGCAGCGCUGUAUUCAAGCAAUCCCUGAAUCUGUUGGCUUUUUCUGGAGCCUCGCGUGGCACUUCCGCAUAUUGCGAAAUUUCCACAGCUUGACAGCGAUAUUGCAGGCUUUGAAGGCCACUAGGAAGAAGGACCAAGGUCAUUUAUACUCCCUCCUUGAUCCAGAGGGACGAUAUCAGAAGUGCAGGGACGCAUUUUCCAUGGAAGGGGGAAUCCCAUUCAUGUUUGCGGAGAUGGCGCACAGAGCAUAUCAGCAAGAAUUGAAACAAAGGCUAUUGGAUUCAGAGGCCCGAUCACAGCUUAGCAGGACUCACAUUGAGAAUGAAUGGGAUGGGCGGAUGUGGUUUGAUAGAGAGCCAUUAGAUGGCCGCAUAUUUGUUUGGUUUC